UACAACUAUCGCCUCUUCCAAUCUGACCUUUCCCAUCCUCCGACAUAAUCUGUCUUCAACACGAGGAGCUCCCCUCUGGAUAGGUUACGCAUCGCUUUCAGAUAAAUUAACUGCUAUCUGUUUGUGCAUCACAUCCAGUAACCCUAAAAUAUAUAUAACGAAGUUUUAUAAAAAAUGAAGCUUCUCAAAAACUUCGCAGUGGACGUCUUAGAAACCGGAAACACUGAACCCAGGAAACACGGGUCCCUCUUCUAUAGCACAACUUGCCACGUUUGAGUUUUAGACUUUAUUCAGCAAGGUAGGUCUGGUGUAAGUAUGCUGCUAGGCUGUUUUACAGUCGUUCCCCACAUAGAUUCCGUGCCUGGGCGAAAAUAAAUCAGCCCUCAAGCAAGAUGAUGUUGCGGGCAUGUGGAUUUAUAAUAUUCCGGCGCCUGGCAUGUUGUUCCCCUGGUGACAUUGAGUAUCUUCUCCUGCAAACCUCCUAUGGAGAACACCACUGGACUCCGCCAAAAGGCCACGUUGAUCCUGGAGAAGAUGACCUGACCACGGCGUGGCGGGAGACGCAGGAGGAAGCGGGUUUAGGGAAAGAGCACCUGCGUAUGGUCGAUGGCUUUCUGCACAGGCUGCAUUAUGAAGUGCGCGGCAAGGAAAAGGAGGUUCUUUACUGGCUUGCCGAGCUACGGGAUCCCAGCAUGAACGUCACCCUGUCCGACGAGCAUCAGGACUAUCGCUGGGCCAGGCUAGAAGAGGCAUGCAGGCUUGCAAAAUACAGGGAUCUACAGGACACUCUUAAAGAUGUUCAGCACUUUCUGGAGAAAGGAGAAAGAAAGAAGUGAUUCCUGGGUCCAUAUUCUGUUCUUUAACAUAUGAACGAGGCAUCUUUUAUUGAGUAACAAUUUGGAUAUACUGUCAGUCAUAGUUUACAUCAUAGCCCUUGAUCUCAUUUUAGUGCUUUGAGGAGAGCAAUAGAGAAGAGUAUAACUCCUCUAAGCCCUUCUUAGAACUAUUUAAAUCAUAAUGGUUUUAUUGUUAUGAGCUUCCAGUGUUCUGAAUAUUUGAGGGUUUUGGCCAGGUAUCCUUGGGACCUUCUGAUUGUUUAAAAGUACUCCACCAUCUGGGCGCCUUUGUAGAAUAUCACAGCUCAAUUAUCUUUGAUCAUUACAGUAUUGUAAUCUAAAAUUGUGAUGAUAAAACAGGGAUUAUACCAAACCCAUCAAAGUGAUUUGUUGGUUUCAUUUGCUCAGUACUAACAAAUGAUGGAGACAGACUGUAAUUAAUCUCUCCAAAAAGUUUCUUGAGGCUUUCCUCUGGAUAAUGCUGUCAAUAACAAAAUUGUUACACACAGUAAAAGCCAGAUCAUGCUUUAUGCCACACAUUUUUGCUUAUAAAAUAUACUGUACUAUGGAAAUCAAAGGACACUGAGAAACAGAAUUCUUGUGUGUUAGUAAAUAAGUUAAUGGUCUAAUUUCUGCUUUAUAUAAAUGUCAUGGGACUUGAGAAAGAAGGUAUUCUGUGGUGAAAAAAAAAAAACAUAAUGCAAACAAAACCAAUGGAAUAAAUAGCAAUUCUAAAUGGGUGGCCUAAUGAUUUAAUUGCAUAUUUAAUUUAAUUUAAUUUAAUUGCAUUUAAUUACAUACCAUUUCUCCCAUACAUACACAAACUGAUGUAACAAGCAUCCCUCGAAUUGAAACGCACACCUGGAAUAACGACAGAUUUAGAUUCUUUCUGCAGUGAUUUUUCUUGCUUAAAUGACAUUUGUUUAAUGUGAUUCAGUCCGUUACAUCACUACAAUAAAAAGGAACUCUAACUUAAAGCAAACAAUGACCAAAUCAUUUAGCAUCCAUCUUGAUACCAUGAAGUGUGGUAAAGAAUUCCACAUCUACAUGUGUGGUAUAAGAGAUCCCUAAAAUAGCUGUGAAAAUUUCCAAAACACACCCAUGACACAUGAAUAAUAAUUUCCUCCUGCACAAUCCACAGAUGUUCAGUGUCACAGGAGGAGUAUCAGAAGUCAUUCAGAUGAUUUCCUGCACCAAGCAUAUUUGUCGCAAGUCUCUUGGCAGGAAGGAAUCCUCACCUUCAUUAGAAAUGAAAUUUUAUUUAUUUAUUUAUGUGCUGUCCAUACCCAGCAGCUUCAAUCAGUUCCCAGUGUUAAAACAUCCCACUGCGAAUAUGACAGUCCUGUUAGGGGAUGUUACUCCGAGAACAUGUUGAGGGUUGAAAGGUUGUUCAUUAGCUCCAACUAAUUCACAUACUGCUGUCCAUCAUGAUUUUUAGAUUUGGGCGUCUCUCCUUUACAGCUACUAUAAACAGGAACAUACGUCAGUGUCCUUGGCUGAGUUGCUGGGAUACAGUAAGGGUGUACCUGAGACCCCAUGUGCAUUAAAGUCCCAGCCCAUUAGUAAGGGCACAGUGCUGUGCCUGAACUCAUAAAUGAUACAUUUAUAUAAAACACAUUAAAACAAGCACAUGUGCAUGCUGUUGAAAGCUGCAGGCCUUGCUGAAGCCCGUGGAAAAAUGCCGAACUCAAGGCAGAGGAUAAGAGGAUAAAGCUCAUCAACAAAUACUGAUGGGCCAUGUGUCCUUGGCAGACUAUAAUCCCAGACCCCACACCCCACACCCCAAUAGCUUAGAAAAUCACGUUCAUAGCCAAGCUACUGGAACAAAGUCAGCACUGAUAAAAUAAAAAGGUCUGAAAAGGUGAAGCAUGGUUCUAUUUUCAACCAUCAUCAUGGAAUCUACAAUAAAGGCUGAAAAAGUCAUAACCAUUAAACAGUCUCAUAGCAAAGUUCUUUACCAUAAUUUCUGGGUCAAUGACACAUAGAAACUUAAAGGCUUUAGCAGAGACUGGAUUUGAUACUGGUGUACAUGUUGAUGCUGUGACUGAGUUUAUACUCCAGUAGCAUCAGAAAGCACCUUCACUGCAAUGUACCCCAAAUCAACAAUUUAAUGGCUCAAAUGUCUCACCGAAAAAUGUCCUGGGUGUAAAAACUAAUAGAAGCUUGCAACAGUUCACAUGCAAUGAGUUUUGUCUAUUACCAAAAGCUUUUUUUUGUCCAUCCUGGAUUCCCAAAGUCAGUCAUGACCAACUCUUUCUACCACAAAUACUUACCUGGCAACCUAUAUAAGAGCAGAGGACUCAGUCAUACACAUGUGGUUGGGGUGAGGGGAACAGAGCUCUUAAGGCCUGGCUGUUGACAUGUGAAGACAAAAGAGGUAUGCGUGUUUUU
Electrophorus electricus (electric eel) is the source of this 3227-nucleotide messenger RNA. RefSeq names its product nudix (nucleoside diphosphate linked moiety X)-type motif 2 (gene nudt2). The record is from RefSeq and is a predicted model, not a curated record. Lineage: Eukaryota; Metazoa; Chordata; Actinopteri; Gymnotiformes; Gymnotidae. Gene Ontology annotation, biological process: ATP biosynthetic process; AMP biosynthetic process. Gene Ontology annotation, molecular function: bis(5'-nucleosyl)-tetraphosphatase (asymmetrical) activity.